Pyricularia grisea is the source of this 681-nucleotide messenger RNA. RefSeq lists its product as uncharacterized. Bases 1 to 681 code for a protein of 226 amino acids. The record is from RefSeq and is a predicted model, not a curated record. NCBI's taxonomy places the organism in Eukaryota, Fungi, Ascomycota, Sordariomycetes, Magnaporthales, Pyriculariaceae. The transcript has 2 exons.
AUGUCAGAUACGAAUAAUUCUAACGAAACGGCCGGUGAGCCGAUUUCGACCAAGAACCGGGUCCUCCUAGCAGGCGCAGCAGCUAUGCAGGAUUUCGCACCCGUCAACAGCAUCUGCGCGCACCUCAACGCCUUCCACGUCUACGCGUCAGACACGAGCCGCUUCGUCGAGGCGAACCACUACUGCGGCCACGUCAACGACGAGGUGCGCCAGUGCAUCCUGUACGAUAAGCCCGGCCCCGGCGCGCGCAUCAUCGGCAUCGAGUACAUGAUCACCCCGCGGCUGUACGAGACACUGGACCGCACCGAGCGCCGCCUCUGGCACUCUCACGUCUUUGAGGUCAAGUCCGGAAUGCUCAUCAUGCCGCAGCCCGCGGGCUCGCUCGUGCCGGCCGCCGCCUGGGACGCCGUCGAGAACAAGGAGAUGGAGCAGGUCGUCGAGCUGUACGGCAAGGUUUAUCAUCUGUGGCAGGUCGAUCGCGGUGACGAGCUACCGUUGGGUGAGCCGCAGCUCAUGACUAGUUUUACGGCGCCGGGACAGUUUGAUUUUGACAAGCACGUCCGGGAGAGGGAUCAGAGGUUCGGUGUCGACUAUGAGAGGAAGGCGGAGGCUAGGAAGGAUAUACCGGAGCCCCAGGUUCAUCCCGAUGCCGACGCUGCUUGGCAAAAGCAUAGUCCUUGA